Molecule: messenger RNA, 1752 nt
Organism: Taeniopygia guttata (zebra finch)
Lineage: Eukaryota; Metazoa; Chordata; Aves; Passeriformes; Estrildidae
Gene: ANXA7
Product: annexin A7
Cellular component (GO): cytoplasm; plasma membrane; nucleus
Molecular function (GO): calcium ion binding; calcium-dependent phospholipid binding; phosphatidylserine binding
Source: RefSeq, a predicted model, not a curated record
CGGCACCGGGUGCGGUGCCCCUGCCGCGGGCCGGGCGGGGCGGGCUCGGUGCCGGGGGCGGGGCAGGCAUCGCCGGCCGCACGGGCUCCAUUUUGCGGUGUGGCUGCGGAGAGAGGCCGGAGGCUCCGCAGGUUCCCUCAGAAUGUCAUACCCAGGUUAUCCCCCUUCUGAUGGCUACCCUGCUUUCCCAGGUUAUCCUCCAACAGGACAGGAGUCUGUCUAUCCACCAGCUGGUCAGUAUGCCUAUCCUGCUGUUCCUGGAGGAUUCCCUCCAGCAGGAGGAGGGACCUAUCCUGCAGCACCACCGAAUGCUGGGUUUCCAGGGGCAGCAGGGUAUCCUGCCCCGGGAGGCUACCCUGCUUCAGGGGGCUUCCCUGGAGCUCCCCAGGCUGGAGGAAUGCCACCUUAUCCUGGAGGCCCUGGCUUUGCUGUACCUCCCACUGGGCCUGGCUUUGGUGGCUAUCCACAGCAGCCUCCUGCCCAAAGCUAUGCUGGAGGUGGACCAGCACAAAUUCCAGGAUUUCCUGGUGGACAUGUACCAUCUCCAAUGCCUGGUAUGCCUGCUGCAGUGGUUCAGUGUACCCAGGGUACAAUUCAAGCUGCGCCAAACUUCGAUGCUGGAAGGGAUGCAGAAAUCCUACGCAAAGCUAUGAAGGGUUUUGGAACUGAUGAGCAGGCCAUUAUAAAUGUUGUUGCUAACCGCUCCAACGAUCAAAGGCAAAAAAUCAAGACAGCUUUCAAGACUAUGUAUGGCAAGGAUUUAAUUAAAGAUCUGAAGUCCGAGUUAAGUGGUAAUGUGGAAGAAUUGAUUCUAGCCCUCUUCAUGCCUAGUACCUACUAUGAUGCCUGGAGUUUACAUCAUGCAAUGAAGGGAGUAGGCACUCAGGAGAGUGUGUUGAUUGAGAUCCUUUGCACAAGGACAAACCAGGAGAUUCGUGAAAUAGUGAACUGCUAUAAAUCAGAAUUUGGAAGGGACAUUGAACAAGACAUCAGAUCAGACACUUCAGGACACUUUGAACGAUUACUUAUAUCUAUGUGCCAAGGUAAUCGUGAUGAGAAUCAAACUGUGGAUUAUCAAAAAGCUCAAGAAGAUGCUCAGCGCCUGUACCAAGCGGGUGAAGGAAGACUUGGGACUGAUGAAUCUUGCUUUAAUAUGGUUCUGGCAAGCAGAAGCUUUCCCCAGCUGAAAGCAACAGUUGAGGCAUACUCCAGGAUUGCUAAUCGUGAUUUAUUAAGCAGCAUUGAUAGAGAAUUUUCUGGAAAUGUGGAACGUGGUUUGAAGACUAUUGUGCAAUGUGCUUUAAAUCGCCCAGCCUUUUUUGCAGAAAGACUUUAUUAUUCUAUGAAAGGAGCUGGCACAGAUGAUUCUACCCUCAUCAGAAUUGUAGUCACUCGCAGUGAGAUUGACCUUGUGCAAAUUAAACAGAUGUUCACACAGAUGUAUCAGAAGACACUGGCUACAAUGAUAGCAAGUGAUACAAGCGGUGAUUACCGGCAGUUGCUGCUGGCAAUUGUUGGGCAAUAGAAGAGGAUUAUCUGGUUUUUUGGUUUGUUUUUUUUUUUGAAACAAACUGAAGGACAUGAAACAUACUUUAAGUAGAUACUAACUAUCCCUGUAAAAGAAUAAUUUUAAAGGUUGCCUAAUCAAAUAUGCCUUCUUGAUGAUUCAGUAAUCUUUUUGCACUUAAAAUGCCUUAAUUGACAGCACAUAAUAUUCUUUAUUGUAUAAUAAAAGAUGUAUCUUGUCUAUUA